This is a messenger RNA of Trypanosoma cruzi, 162 nucleotides long. Its product is annotated as proteasome 26S non-ATPase subunit 9, putative. Bases 1 to 162 code for a protein of 53 amino acids. The transcript has a single exon. The record is from RefSeq and is a predicted model, not a curated record. Gene Ontology annotation, molecular function: protein binding. NCBI's taxonomy places the organism in Eukaryota, Euglenozoa, Kinetoplastea, Trypanosomatida, Trypanosomatidae.
AUGGCACGGGUGACAGCCAGUCACGAAGGGAAAAUGAUCAGCGUGUGGCUGAAGCGCAAGGGUGAGGCGGAGGAUGAGGCUGUUGAGAUUUUGUUGGUGCCAACGCGUUGGGCUGGUAGCGGUCUCAUUGGGUGUGAAUUUGAGCCGUGCUUGCAGGGAUAA